AUGUCGGCGGAGGAGACGGUGCAGAUCGUGCUGGAGGGCCGCUGUUACCCCGUGAGCAAGAAGAAGCUCCUCGAGCAGAGUGACUACUUUCGCGCCCUGUACCGCUCCGGCAUGCGGGAGGCCGGACGCCCGGCCUCGGGGGGCCCCGAGGUGCAGCAGCUGCGGGGGCUCAGCGCCCCCGGCCUGCAGCUCGUGUUGGAUUUCAUCAACAGCGGAGGGGCUGGGUCCGGCUGGGUCCUGGGCCGGCCCGGAGAGGAGGAGGCCGACGAAGGCAGCCUGCUGGAGGAGCUGGUGGAAGCGGCCUCCUUCCUGCAGGUCACCCCUUUGCUGCAGCUGCUGCUCUCCCAGGUGCGGCUGGAGAACUGCCUGGAGCUGCACCGCCUGGCCCAGGUGUACGGGCUGCCGGACCUCCAGGGGGCCUGCCUGAGCUUCAUGGCCGCCCACUACCACCAGGUGCUGCGCAGCCCCCAGUUCCCCCUGUUGGCCGCCCCUCCGCAGGCUCCGGGGGAGGCCAGCCUCCAGCAGAAGCUGAGGGAGGGCAGGAUGAAGGGGAAGGCCGUCCUCCUGGCCCUGGGAGACUUCCUGGGUGGGCCCCUGGCCCCGCACCCACACCAGGGAGAGCCCAGGUCCAUGCUUCGGUAUGACGAGGCCGCCCAGCGCUGGCUGCCUCUGGCCAACCAGCUGCCCCCCGACCUGGUGAACGUGCGGGGCUAUGGGUCUGCCAUCCUGGACAACUACCUGUUCAUAGUGGGAGGUUAUAGGAUCACGAGCCAGGAGAUCUCUGCCGCCCACUGCUAUAACCCUUGCAGAAAUGAGUGGAGUCAGGUGGCCUCCAUGAACCAGAAGAGGUCCAGCUUCAAGCUUCUGGCUGUGAGUGGAAAACUGUAUGCCAUUGGUGGGCAGUCUGUUUCCAACGUGGAGUGUUACAAUCCUGAGCAGGACUGGUGGAACUUUGUGGCCCCUUUACCCAACCCUCUGGCCGAAUUCUCUGCCUGUGAGUGUAAGGGAAAAAUUUAUGUCAUAGGAGGAUACACCACCAGAGACAGGAAUAUGAACAUUUUGCAGUACUGUCCCACCUCUGACGCCUGGACUAUUUUUGAAGUCUGCGAGGUCCACAUUCGCAAACAACAGAUGCUGUCCGUGGAGGAGACCAUCUACUUGGUGGGAGGUUGUCUCCAUGAAUUUGGACCCAACAAAAGGACCAACCCAAGCGAGGACCUGCUAACCGUGCAGUCUUAUAAUACCAUUACCCGGGAAUGGCUCUAUCUCAAGGAGAACACGUCCAAAUCAGGUCUUAACUUGACUUGCACACUUCAUAACGAUGGAAUCUAUAUUAUGAGCAGAGACAUUACUCUCUCCACUAGCCUGGAACACAGGGUUUUUCUCAAGUAUAAUAUCUUUUCAGAGAGUUGGGAGCCAUUUAGACGUUUUCCGGCCUUUGGACAGAACUUACUGAUUUGUUCUCUGUAUCUGCCAAGUGAAACAGAAAUAUAACUGCAUUUAAUUUAGGAUAUUGAAAGAGCCCAAUUAGACAGAAGAAGUAAAGUCCCAUUAUAAGAAUGAUUGGCAUUGGCCCAGUUUGCCAAUAUGUUAGGCCACGUAUUUAGCCUUUAUAAAUAACCUUACUACUCGCUCAAAUUUAUUUCACUAUUUCAAAAGAUUUGUGACUUUCAUGAUACUGGUACUCUCUCAACCCAUACCAAUAAUCCACACCUUAGUAAAUAAGUUUUUCAUGAGUUGCUGUGGCCAAAAAAAUUUGAUCAGCAGCCCCUAAAAAGUUUAAGUGGCAAAAUAUGAGUCACUCUGAACUGAACUGGAGUAUUGGGCUGCUACCUUCCUGGUACUCCACGCUGUGGGACCAUCCUGGAGAUUCCAAAGUGAGUUGGAGAUGCCUUGGGCUCCCUUCAACAUUUUUUAAGCGCUUACUGUGUGUUAGGCACUGUGCUGGUCUCUGGGAAUCUAAUACAAAAGAUGUAACAAUGCCCUCAUGGCACGGUGAGCUUCUUGGGGAAAGGAACUUUCUUUGUUAUCCAUAUCAGUGCCUGGCACAAAGUAAGUGCUUAACUUGAUUAACUGAGGGGGAAAUAAAAAAGAUUCCAGGAGUUCUCCUGUCUAGAAUUUCAUUCUAGGUCUUUUAUUUGUUAAUAAAUGACAUCAAUCCCUUUUAUGAAGGGAUAGGAAGAAGAAGGAAAGACAGUGGGGACAGUACAAGAGUAUGAACAUAAGCAUGAGGGAAGAAAGUGUCCAAGCCUGUACAAUAGUUUUUUCCCCUAGAAAAGGGUUACCCAGAAUUAUAAGGGGCCCCUGGGUGGGGGGGGGACGCCAAUAUCUCCAUCUGCCACAAUUAGGUGCCAAGAGCUUUAGAUUCAGACUUUGUUAAAGGAUGCUUUAGGGGCAUCAUUCUUCCUGGUCAAUAAUAGUUUUUGCUGGUCUACCAGUGCCAAGUUUACAAACCAGAGAAGAUCACUGUUAAAAGAUGAGAAGUUCAGAGGUUAGCUGAAAGGCAGAACAAUUAAUUCAGAUCAUUAAAUCUGCGCCUUAUUGGGUUUUGCUUUUUGGUAAUGGGAAGGGGGCAUGUUUUAGUUUUCAAACAGUGAAAGGAAUAGUAAGACCUUAGUUGUGAGGAUCAGGAAAAGAAAGAGCACUUUUCACAUAUUUAUAUAUGAAGACAUUAAUUAUAUUGACCUAAUACAUAUCCUUUGUGGGGGCAUUGCCAUGCUUGUGUCCAGAGUCUUUCCUGAAGGAUGGGACCCACCAGACUUUGAAUCCUUCUGACAUAGCUUCCAAGAACCCAGGGACACUUCCAUGCCAAGAUGAGUUAUCAGAGUAGGGCUUUAGUGGAGGCUUACUUGAACUAAUUACUUGAAAAUGAAAAAGAAAAAGAAAAAAAAAGAGGCCAACGUUUUAAACCUCAGGCGCACAUUUCCUGAAAGUAUUUUUUAUCCAAACAUGACACCUGUCAUCCAAUAUAUUUUAAGGAAUGGGACUAACCAACAAUGACUAGCUGCAUGUUUUUUGCUUGAUUAAGGACCAAAGUCAAUAAAU
Messenger RNA from Gracilinanus agilis (Agile Gracile Mouse Opossum), 3045 nucleotides. It is a transcript of the gene KLHL42, whose product is annotated as kelch like family member 42. Bases 1 to 1494 code for a protein of 497 amino acids. Gene Ontology annotation, molecular function: protein binding. The transcript has 3 exons. NCBI's taxonomy places the organism in Eukaryota, Metazoa, Chordata, Mammalia, Didelphimorphia, Didelphidae. The record is from RefSeq and is a predicted model, not a curated record.